This is a messenger RNA of Prunus mume (Japanese apricot), 1253 nucleotides long. RefSeq names its product NAD(P)-binding Rossmann-fold superfamily protein. Lineage: Eukaryota; Viridiplantae; Streptophyta; Magnoliopsida; Rosales; Rosaceae. Gene Ontology annotation, cellular component: chloroplast. The record is from RefSeq and is a predicted model, not a curated record.
AGCAUCAGUGGCAACAGAAAAACGGUUGGAUGAGAGAAACAUAACAACGUACGGACAACCAAUGGCGGGUGUACUUCCUUCUUCAUCAACUCUCUCUCUACUGGCUUCACUCAACUUACCUUAUCAGAAGCCAUCGUAUUCUAGCUGUUUCAUCUUAAGCACCCGAAAGAGUCCUCUUGUUCAAUGCAAGGCCAAGAAGAAAGUUAGCUUCACAGACCAAAUUCUUGAUUAUAUUGAAGGGGGUCCCAAGUUAAGGAAAUGGUAUGGGGCACCUGAGCUUCUGCCUAAAGAUGGAACAAAUGUUGAAGAAGAUGAUGAAUUCCCAGAAGGAAAAGAAACUAGGGAUGCUGUUUUGGUAACUGAUGGAGAUAGUGAGAUGGGUCAGAUGGUAAUAUUGUCAUUGAUUGUCAAAAGAGCUCGAAUAAAAGCACUGGUGAAGGAUAAGCGGGCUGCACUUGAAGCAUUUGGGACUUAUGUUGAGUCAAUGGCUGGAGAUUCAAGGGACAAGCCAUUUCUAAGGAGAGCUCUAAGAGGAGUUUGCACAGUAAUAUGCCCAAAUGAAGGCUUCUUAUCUACUGUUGGGAGCUUGAAAGGCGUCAAACAUGUAAUUCUCUUAUCUCAGUUGUCUGUUUACAAAGGUGCCACUGGCAUUCAAGCUCUCCUGAAAAGCAAUGCAAGAAAAUUGGCUGAGCAAGAUGAAUCAAUACUGGUGGCCUCAGGAAUCCCUUACACCGUGAUCCGGGCUGGCUUGUUGCAAAAUUCUUCUGGUGGAACUCAAGGUUUUAGCUUUGAACAGGGUAGUUCAGCAAAAGGAACUCUUAGCAAGGAGGAUGCUGCCUUUAUUUGUGUGGAAGCAGUUGAUGCAGUCCCCCAGAAAGGCUUCAUAUUUGAGGUGGUCAAUGGAGGUGAGAAGGUUUCAGAUUGGAAAGAAUGUUUGAACAGAUUGAUGGAGAAAUCGGAACAGCAACUUCAAUAAUCAAUUUGUCUGUUUUCAUUUUUCUUCUUCACAAAUGUUUUACAUGGGUGUGCUACUAUGUUUAAAUAACGAAGUGGUAAAAGAUUUGUCCGUUCAUAUAAGAAGACCUAAACACCACGGCAAAUACAUCAUCUUCAUGCUCGGGUCGAUGUGUAAGUGUUGAGCUGUGAUACCAUUUGAAACAACUCAAUGCCUCAUCCGAAAGUGCUAGUUGAAUGUGACUUUUGGAUUCUCAGGUCUUGCUUAUACACCAUGGAUCUUUUCAAUGCAUUUCCAA